Molecule: messenger RNA, 1783 nt
Organism: Daucus carota subsp. sativus
Lineage: Eukaryota; Viridiplantae; Streptophyta; Magnoliopsida; Apiales; Apiaceae
Product: ultraviolet-B receptor UVR8
Exons: 12
Coding region: 151-1494 (447 amino acids)
Source: RefSeq, a predicted model, not a curated record
AUACACAACCAAUAAUAAAAUGUACUAGUACAAUGUUUACCAGAAUACCCAUGUGCCAUCUCUGUCACUAUAAAUGUAUCUUUAAGCUCAGGGUCCAGCAGCUCCAAACAAGAACUUUCAAGAUUUUUUUUUUAAUUUUGGGAUUUGUAGAUGGAAGGGGAUGAUGAAAUUAAUAGCACUCGAACUGGUCAAGGAAAUGCUGGUCAUAGAGUUGUGUUGAUUUCUGCUGGUGCUAGUCACUCUGUUGCUCUUCUUGCUGGAAAUGUUGUGUGCUCAUGGGGCCGAGGGGAGGAUGGACAACUGGGGCACGGUGAUGCUGAAGAUCGAAUUUCUCCUACUCAAGUGACUGCUUUAGAUGGUCAGGAUAUAGUAUCUGUGAGCUGUGGAGCUGAUCACUCAACUGCUUAUUCUGAGUCGAGUAAGCAAGUGUACAGUUGGGGAUGGGGUGAUUUUGGAAGACUCGGGCAUGGGAACUCUAGUGAUGUAUUUAUUCCUCAGCCGAUAAAAGCAUUACAUGGUAUGCGUAUAAAACAAAUUGCUUGCGGGGACAGCCAUUGUUUGGCAGUGUCCAUGGAAGGCGAGGUGCAAAGUUGGGGACGAAAUCAAAAUGGCCAGCUUGGUCUAGGCACCAUAGAGGACUCUCUUGUGCCCCAAAAAGUUCAAGCUUUCCAGGGAAUAGCUGUCAAAAUGGUUGCUGCUGGUGCUGAACAUACAGUUGCUAUCACAGAAGACGGUGAACUUUAUGGUUGGGGGUGGGGACGAUAUGGGAACUUGGGAUUAGGUGACCGAAAUGAUCGCUUAGUACCUGAGAAAGUGACAACUGUUGAUGGUGAUAAGAUGGUUCUCGUUGCAUGUGGAUGGCGGCAUACAAUAUCUGUGACAUCCUCUGGUGGUUUAUACACCUACGGGUGGAGCAAAUAUGGUCAACUAGGGCACGGGGAUUUCGAAGACCAUCUCAUCCCUCAUAAGCUUCAUGCCUUAAGUGGAGAAGUUAUUUCCCAGAUAUCAGGCGGUUGGAGACACACCAUGGCAAUGUCAUCUACCGGAAAACUUUAUGGCUGGGGAUGGAAUAAGUUCGGACAAGUUGGUAGUGGCGACAAUCUGGAUCAUUGCUCUCCAAUGCCUGUUAAUUUUCCACAUGAGCAGAAAGUAGUCCAGAUAUCCUGUGGGUGGAGGCACACACUUGCUGUCACUGAUAAACAGAAUGUAUACUCGUGGGGAAGAGGUACGAAUGGACAACUGGGACACAGGGAAUCUAUAGACAGAAACACCCCAAAGAUCAUAGAGGCUUUGAGUGUGGACGGGUCGAACGGGCAACUGAUAGAGUCCUCAAACAUUGAUCCGUCAAUAGGGAAAAUUUCAGUCUUGCCAUCCGAUAGAUAUGCUGUUGUUCCAGAUGAGAACAAAGCUCAUGGACAAACGGUUCCCGCAGCAAAGGAUAUUACAACCGAUGCAAGCGUCCCAGAAGGUGAUGUGAAACGGAUUCGUUUAUGAUGUUGCUGGCCUUUUACAUGAAUCAUUUCCGAGCUGAUCACUUGUAUCAAUAAGCCUUAAAUUAAAUUAUGCCCGAUGAUCAUGUAUAUGUAUGGUUAAGUUAUAUAUAGUCGGAUAUUAAUAACUUUGGUAGCGAUUGUGCAUUGCAAAAUAGAUCUCAGACUCCAUGUGCUUCAGAUAUCACCCGAAGAUAUCGUAUUCUUGUUGCUCAUAUUGUGUUCUUGUUCACCAUGAACUGAGAUGAUCGGUAUUUACAUAUAUGCAAUAUAAGGUCUAGCAGUUUCUUUUA